Molecule: messenger RNA, 1252 nt
Organism: Setaria italica (foxtail millet)
Lineage: Eukaryota; Viridiplantae; Streptophyta; Magnoliopsida; Poales; Poaceae
Product: mRNA-decapping enzyme subunit 2
Exons: 8
Coding region: 77-1045 (322 amino acids)
Biological process (GO): nuclear-transcribed mRNA catabolic process, nonsense-mediated decay; deadenylation-dependent decapping of nuclear-transcribed mRNA
Cellular component (GO): cytoplasm
Molecular function (GO): RNA binding; 5'-(N(7)-methylguanosine 5'-triphospho)-[mRNA] hydrolase activity; manganese ion binding
Source: RefSeq, a predicted model, not a curated record
UAUUCGACCCUGGCUGCGCUGCUAGUGCCCGAAGAGAGAGGAGAGCAAGGUGCUGAGAGGGCGCGGUGGCCGGUGGAUGGCGAUGGCGGGCGGCGGGGGACUGAACCGGUCGUCGUCGCGGGGGCAGCUGCCGCCACAAGAGCUUCUCGACGAUCUCUGCAGCCGCUUCCUGCUGAACGUGCCUAAGGAGGAGCUCGAAUCGUUCGAGCGGAUCCUGUUCCUGCUGGAGCAGGCGCACUGGUUCUAUGAGGACAACUCCGUCGAGCACAACCCCAACCUCAAGUCCCUCUCCUUCAAGGACUUCACCUCCCUCAUGUUCAAGAGCUGCACUGCUCUCAGGCCCUACAUCGCGCACCUGGAUGAUAUCUACAAGGACUUCAACAACUACAAGUUCCGUGUCCCCGUGUCUGGCGCCAUCAUCCUGGAUGACACCUAUGAGAGGUGCCUGCUUGUUAAGGGAUGGAAAGCUGGGGCCAGCUGGAGCUUUCCUCGUGGAAAGAGGAAUAAAGAUGAGGAAGACCAUACUUGUGCUGUUAGAGAAGUCCUGGAAGAAACUGGGUGUGAUGUUUCUACGCUACUAAAUUUGGAUGAUUACAUUGAAGUUUCGAUUGGACAACAAAGAGUUCGGCUCUAUAUCAUAACUGGUGUUAAGAGAGAUACUGUGUUUGCACCUCAAACAAAGAAGGAAAUCAGUGAAAUCUCAUGGCACAGAAUUGACGAUCUCUUGCCAGCUAGUGAUGAUGCGGUAUCUCGUGGAGUGAAUGGAAUGAAGCUGUACAUGGUUGCACCAUUUUUGACGGGCUUAAAGGCUUGGAUUGCCACGCAUCGUCCCCCGCUGUAUCAGAAAUCAGAGGCAUCUGCUAGAGGUACUGUGUGGAAGGCAAAGAAUUCAUCAAGCGGUGGUGCCCCAGUAGAGAACCCCGUUGCUAGAGCAGGAUCUGACGCGCAGCAUGUUGACAACCGACCCGGUAGAAGCUUCAGAAACUUCAGGUUUGACACCGCAAGCAUCCUGCAGUCCAUGGAAGCUUCCUUCCUACGCACCUAGGAGCCUGACAAAGCAUCAACCCGUGCACUUGCAUCCUUGAUGUAUAUAGGCUGUGGUCAGUGUUAACUCCACAAGGACAUGAUGUCUCCAUUUCUGUCUUUUUUUUUCCUUUUCUGGUGGUACCUGUAAUCUUUCAGUGCAACAAAUGUUUGGGACGUCUUGCCUGUGGUAUAUAUUUAUCGCGUUCUGUCAGACGCUUGAAUCUGA